AUGAAUUGGCAAAAUCGUGAACGUGUACUACAUGAACGUGUGUUCGACACUAUUUCACGUCCACUUUCAAGAGCUGCCGGCACCGAUGACAUGUUCUCUGGACGAAAAGUGAAAUGGAAUCAUUUCGGGAAGAAAUAUGUGUUACGUAUCAGCGACUAUGAACUCGACUACGCUGAUCUGUACGAUGCUUUCAUGAAAAAAGUUCACGAAGUGAGGCCUGAUUUUGAGGGUGCGAUCGCAUAUAUUGAUCAACACGGUAGACAGGUAAUUGUCAACAGUGACAAGGAUCUCCGGGAUGCUUUAAGCCAAUCCAAGGGAAAACUAAAACUUCAUACGACGUUAGCCGACGGCCAAGUGAUGUCAGCGGCGGAAAUCGCAGGACGACAAACACGUUCACAUAGCGUGCCACCGGCGGUGGAUCGAGGCUAUCACUCAUAUCCACCGGCGAACUCUCGUUCUCCUUCAUCAAUGGACUCUGCUCCACCGACAUACCGUAACCGAACCGUUUCACCUCCACCCGCUCCGGUGACCACCUAUCAAAAACCACCACCGCUUAGUCCCGGCUCUUAUGCCGGAUACCAGAUCCCACCACCACCUGGUUACGGUUAUAAAUAUACUACCUAUGGACCUACCUACUCACAGAACCUCCUCUACGGUAUGCCUCCACAUAGUGGAAUGUUGUUGAGAUUCCUGGCCAGUCCAUUCCCAUUCGGUUAUCAUCGGAAUUUCGUCGGCCCCAACAAAUAUCAUCAAUUUGGCUCAUGGGGUGGAUACAAAUACUAUUCGCCAGGAUGGGGACCAGUUUGGUGA
Messenger RNA from Necator americanus (New World hookworm), 810 nucleotides. RefSeq lists its product as uncharacterized. Lineage: Eukaryota; Metazoa; Nematoda; Chromadorea; Rhabditida; Ancylostomatidae. The transcript has 8 exons. The record is from RefSeq and is a predicted model, not a curated record. The coding region runs from base 1 to 810 and encodes 269 amino acids.